Messenger RNA from Colletotrichum karsti, 582 nucleotides. Its product is annotated as extracellular serine-rich protein. NCBI's taxonomy places the organism in Eukaryota, Fungi, Ascomycota, Sordariomycetes, Glomerellales, Glomerellaceae. The transcript has 3 exons. The record is from RefSeq and is a predicted model, not a curated record. Bases 1 to 582 code for a protein of 193 amino acids.
AUGAGGUUCAACUCGAUCAUCGUCUAUCUCUCGGCCGCCGGAGCCGCCCUGGCCGCGGCCAUCGAGGAACGACAGGCACCGCCAGUUCCUGCUCCCCCAGGCGCCGCUCCCCCGACUCCCAAGGUCAUCCCCGUCGUCGUCGGCAGCCCGACCCGCGAGAAGUCACUGCUCUUCUACCCCGAGAUCGUCAGGGCCAACCCCGGAGACAUCGUCCAGUUCCAGUUCUGGCCCAACAACCACACCGUCACCCAGGCUGCCAACCCCCAGGCUCCGUGCCAGCCCUUGCAGGAUCAAGUGCCCACGGCUGUUCACAGUGGUUUCAUUCCCGGUGUUACCGACGGUUCUCCCGUCGGCACUUUCAACAUGCAGGUUGAGAACACCGAGCCGAUGCUCCUCUACUGCGCCCAGGGCAUGCAUUGCCAGCUCGGCAUGGUCAUGAUCAUCAACCCUAAGGCGGAUGCCGAUGUCCAGACCUACAGGCAAGCUGCCAUGGGUUCUCAGUCCAACGUUCCCGCGAAGAACGUCGCUGGCGGCUCGCAAGGACGUAUCCCCUCCAACCUGGCUGUCCCGCCCGUCAUGUAA